This is a messenger RNA of Haplochromis burtoni (Burton's mouthbrooder), 3614 nucleotides long. It is a transcript of the gene chfr, whose product is annotated as checkpoint with forkhead and ring finger domains, E3 ubiquitin protein ligase. NCBI's taxonomy places the organism in Eukaryota, Metazoa, Chordata, Actinopteri, Cichliformes, Cichlidae. The transcript has 16 exons. The coding region runs from base 696 to 2666 and encodes 656 amino acids. The record is from RefSeq and is a predicted model, not a curated record. Gene Ontology annotation, biological process: ubiquitin-dependent protein catabolic process; mitotic cell cycle checkpoint signaling; protein ubiquitination. Gene Ontology annotation, cellular component: nucleus. Gene Ontology annotation, molecular function: protein binding; ubiquitin-protein transferase activity.
GGGGGGAAGAAAGCCAACAAAGCAUCCUGGGACAUGGACAGUAGGAGAGGACGAGCGUGGGGGAAGCUUGUCAAAGUGGACUCCAGUGAAACUGUGAUGCUGUUCAACAGUGAAUGCACGGUUGGCAGAAAAAAAGGUGGUUAAGUUUGACUGUGUUUGGGAACGAGAAACGAUUGGCAUUAAAUUCAAUGCAUUUUUUUUGUUUGUUUUGCUUUGUUUUUAUCUCCUUUUGUUUUGAAACGCUUAAUUUUCUGAUGCCUAUUAACAAAUGACAGUCCUGUCAGGAGCGCAGACGUUGCUGUCAGUGUCUGGAGCUUUUGAAACCUCCCCCUUGAAAACACAAAGCUUUCUUUUAGUGAACCAAACUUAGACAGGCCCUUGUGAUGAGAACAAAAGACAUCCAUCGAGAACAUGCGUGCAGAAUAUUAAGUAGAUUUUUUUUUUUUUGUUUGGGUUUUUACUAAAGAAAAGGUUAGGUCUAUAAUUCUCCCUGUGUCUGCUUUUGUUGUCGAGUGCUUUUUGGGGGUCUGCCUUUUUGCAAUGCAAAACUGCUAGGUUUAAUUAGUUUGCUUAUGUCUGGGCUGCGAAUGAUUUAAAAAUGUCACAGCAGCACAAUUUCAGGUAUAACAUGCGAUGUUUUUAAAGGCUUAAAUUUGGCUAGAGAUUAAAAACUCAAUAUAGAUGGUAUUGGAUUAAUGAAGCAUUGUUAUAGAAUGUUUGGUGGAGGGGGAUUUAAAAUAUGUUUGUGCUGUAAUGGUUUACAGGUGCCUUUUAUAACCUAUAAUGUUCUCUCGAGAUGGGCUUUUAAAAGCAGAAAAACUAGGAAUUUCUAUAUUUUCAUGAUAGCACUUUUCAUUUUUUUGUUUCCAGGAUGUUAUCUUUCCUUUCCAGCGAAUAAACUUGUCUCAGGGGAGCACUGCAAGAUUGUGAAAGAUGAAAGCUCAGGGCUGGUGUGGCUUGAAGACAUGAGCACUAAUGGCACAGUGAUCAACAUGUCCAAACUGGUCAAGAAACAAACUCACAUGCUGCAGAAUGGCGAUGUCAUCUACUUUGUGUACAGGAAAAGUGAACCUGAACAAAACAUCGCCUAUGUUUACCACUCCAUCAAAAUGGAUCACACAGCUUCACAACACAAUUAUGGUUCAGAGAUGGCCCUCUCUGUAGAGCCUGUAAUGCUCUCAAAGGCUCCUCGGGAUGCAACUCAGGAGGAACCUCAACCCUCUACCUCUGCUUCACACUUCUGUAUUGAGACUGCUUACUCUUCUGGUGCCAUGGCAACCACAGGCUCUCCUGUGACUGGUGGGUUCUCUACUCACGCACUUUUAAAAGGCCAAGCUAAGGAUCCAACCACUACACAGGAGGAAGAAACAGAAAACCUGGAGCCAACAAGCAAGAGGAGGAAAACCGAUGAUGAUAAAUCUUAUGAAUUAGGUGUGCCAUGCAGCUCAAGGCCAGAAGUGGUUAGUUCCUCAAAACCACCAGUAGAAGGGACUAAGACGGAUAAGAUGGAGGAAAGCUUGACAUGUGUUAUCUGCCAGGACCUGCUACAUGACUGUGUCAGUUUGCAGCCUUGCAUGCAUGUCUUCUGUGCUGCCUGCUAUUCCGGCUGGAUGGAACGCUCUUCCCUUUGCCCCACCUGCCGCUGCCCUGUGGAGAGGAUUCAUAAAAACCACAUUCUCAACAACCUGGUAGAGGCCUACCUCAUCCAGCAUCCAGAAAAGUGUCGCAGCGAGGACGACCUGAAAAGCAUGGACAGCCGUAACAAGAUAACUCAGGACAUGUUGCAGCCAAAAGUUGAGCGCUCUUUCUCUGAUGAAGAGGGCAGUUCAGAUUACCUCUUUGAGCUCUCUGAUAAUGACAGUGACUCCUCAGAUAUCAGUCAGCCUCUGGUGAUGUGCAGACAGUGUCCUGGCUACAGGAGUGAUGUGAACCAGCUCCUCUUUGCCUCGAGCUCAAGCUACUGGUUCCCCGGUCUGCCAAGUCUACAGCCUAUGCCUCCACCUCCCAACCCAGUUAGCGAGGAGGCGGCUGCAAAGGCCUCAGCAGAGAUGCCCUCAACAUCCUCGGAUAAUAAUAAUGAGUCUCCUCAGGAGUACCGCUGCCCCCCUCAGGGCUGCCAUCUCAUAUGCACCUGCUGCCUCCAGCCAAUGCCAGACAGGCGGGCCGAGCUCGGCAACCAGCAGGUUAUUGCUCAACAAUGUGUGCUGUGCCAACGACCUUUCUGUCAUAUGUACUGGGGUUGCCAGAGGAUCGGUUGUCAGGGCUGUCUGGCUCGAUUCUGUGACCUCAACCUGACUGACAAAUGCCUGGAUGGUGUGCUGAACAACAAUAACUACGAAUCAGAGGUCCUGCGGAACUACUUAUCCUCCAGGGGGCAGUCUUGGAAAGAUCUGCUGAAGGACUCUUUGCAGGGUUUACAGCAAGGAAACUACCUUCUGACAGAUUGUCGUGUCUCUGCAAACGCCAUCCUGUGUUUCUGCUGUGGCCUGCGAGCCUUCAAGGAGCUGGCCUACAAAUACAGACAGAACAUCCCUUCAUCUGAAUUGCCAGCUACUGUAACGUCUCGUCCAGACUGUUACUGGGGACGUAACUGCCGCACGCAGGUGAAGGCGCAUCAUGCAGCGAAAUUCAACCACAUCUGUGAGCAGACGCGUUUCAAGAGCUGAAGCAGCAGCGUGGCUCGUCUUCCCUCAGCCGUGUCAAAUUGACAUAACUGAACAUCUCGUACAUUCGAGGAGGCACAAUCACUUUUUGCAUCCGUUGUUGCUAACCGCCUUAUGCAAUAAUCCCAGUCAGAUAUUACAAUCAAGUCUCUAUGUACAGCAGUGGCAAGGGUGUCUCUUCAGUAACACUAUGCACAUUCAUAUAGAAUUAAUUGCAGAGUUCAGAAAUGUGUGACGCUGCUUCUCGGAGUGAAGACCUUAAUAGAUAAUUUACACAAUGCUGCCAUUUAAAUUCUCAUCUGUUUUUCUUACAUUAUCUGCCAUAAGCGGGUAAUCAGCUAUUAUUUGCCUGAGCAGUUCAUUUAUUUGUAAGGUGAAGUAAUUAGGUUCUCCCUAAUAAAUCUGUCCUCCAGCAUGUGCAACAAAAAAUAAUGCGAAUAAGGCAAUCUGUAUGGAUUAGAGCCAUACAUGCUUACAAGCGCUUUCUAUGUACCCCCUUAGCCUGGGUAAGUUGAGGCUUAAUAGCCCUUAUGUGUAUUGACGUUCAUUAGCUCUCUUACUCGGUGUAGAAUCCAGAGCUUCCUACAACAUGAUGCUGAUGAAAAUAUGUUGAUGUCAUUAGGGGGAAACAAUGAUGAGUAGUGUUAAGUAACAGAAAUUGUAUCAUGUUUAUUGGGCCAAGAGAACCAAAACUGCUGAAUUUAAACAAUAUUAUUAAAUGUAAAUGCCCAACCUCCAAGGGUCUUUUUCACAAGGGCAUUAGUCUGUUCCCAGGCAAAGGUGAAAAGCCAUGUAUAAGCAGCUUUCACAUAAUGGUGUAGAUUUGUAAUCCCAUGUGAUAUCUGUGUAGGACUUUGUCUGUGGGUAGGGGAUCAUUGAGUUGUAACACUGCCAGAGGGCCUGGAGGCCUCUGUUGUGUGCUUUUGCUCUGGAUAAUCAUCUCCAAAGUGA